CUGAAAACUUCUGAAACGUCCGGAGGUAAUCGACUCCCGUUUAGGUUCUGUUAAGUCGGUGGUCGGGUCCUCAAUUUCGUAUUUUUUGCCGGCGACGAUGUCGAUUUACAGGAUCGCUAGAGCAUUACCCUUCUCCGGGAUCUUCAGGCAACUCGAGAAAGAAGCUGAAACGGUGAUCAAUGUUCUUCAACCUGGACCUUUGGGAAUCAUAGAGCACAAGUUCUCAGCUCAAGAGAUUCGAGAGGCGAAAGCUACAGUGUCUAGAGCUGUUGAUAGUUGGAGAAGACAUUCCGAGGUAGAGCAUGCGAAUGGCCUUUUAAAAGAUUACAUUUAUAAGUGAAGAUGAAGAAGAAGAAGUGAGUAAAAAUCUCUACUUCUGUGUGUUUCUUUUUUUUUUUAAUGGCUGGUGAAUAAAAAAGGCAUUUCAUCUUGUUGAACAAUCUUGAGAGAUCAAUGAAAAAGCAAAUCUUUCUCUUUUA
Messenger RNA from Camelina sativa (false flax), 479 nucleotides. RefSeq lists its product as uncharacterized. The record is from RefSeq and is a predicted model, not a curated record. Lineage: Eukaryota; Viridiplantae; Streptophyta; Magnoliopsida; Brassicales; Brassicaceae.